AUGGUCAGCAUAGUUGGGGUUGAAAUAUCUUCGAGAUUCGCUAAAAUAAAUAUUACUGUAUACGUUCUGGAUAUAGUGAAACAUAUUUUGACUAACAGUUUGACAUUUGAAACAUCAAGAUUCUUGUGCCAGUUUCGUCUUGGGCUGUACCUGACUGAUGUCCGAAUUACAAGCACUAUGAGUCAGGCAGAAUGGCUGGAGUUGGAAAGUGACCCUGGGUUAUUUACUUUACUUUUGGAAGAUUUUGGAGUCCAAGGAGUUCAAGUGGAGGAAAUUUAUGACUUGUCUAAACCUAUCACUGAAAUUGUUUACGGCUUUAUAUUUUUAUUUCAUUGGAACAAAGCCAAGAAGAAGCCAUGCCGCCGUACUGGAAGGAGUUCGACCGGUUCGGUAACAAAUACAAUUUCUCCGAGUUCGUACACACCUGUUUCCAUUUGUGAUGUGCGAUCAAAUUCAGUUACACCGAAGACGGGAAAUAAUGGUUCUCGUCACCGUUCAGCAUCUGGAUCCUGCCAGGAUAUUAUUACCACUCCAGAGUCCAGGUCUGCUGGUGAAAUCUCAGAAUGCAAGUCAAUGACUCCUACUUCGGACAAAACAGAGAUUUUCUUUGCUCACCAGGUUGUGCAAAAUUCUUGUGCUACUCACGCCCUACUGAGUAUUUUAUUAAAUAGACCUGAAAUAAAUAUAGGACAUAUGUUAGCUGAAUUUCAAAAAGCUACUCGCUAUUUAUCACCAGAAGCUAAAGGUCUUGCCAUCGGAAGUAUGCCACAACUUGCUCAGGCACAUAAUCGACAUGCUGCAAAACCACUAACAGUUUGUAAGAACGAAACAAUAUCCAAUUUGGAAUUACCUGAACCAAGUCAAGCUGCAGCAACCGCAGCAGCAAUCGCUAAGGCUAGUAUAGGAACGGUGAAUUGUGUGAAUUCAUCAGAUUCAAGUCCUAGUCUCGCUACUACAACAGGAUCUAACGUAACAGUUCCCGAUACAUUUCAUUUUGUUUGUUAUGUUCCUAUUGGUGGGUUUUUAUAUGAACUAGAUGGUCUUACAUCUGAACCAAUAAAUCAUGGUCCGUUAAAGAAUCCAAAUGAUCAAUUUGCUUGGACUGAACAGUGUGCUGAUGUUUUGAAGGAACGUAUGCAAGAACAAGAUGUUCGGUAUAAUUUAUUAGCUGUUGUACCAGAUCGUCGUGUAGCGCUUACAAAACGUAUGCAAAUGUUAAAACGCAAUCGUCAACUUAUUCAAGAUAUUCUGUUCCGUAUGUGUCAGUUUGAUCAUACGUCCAAAUCGUUACAUUGUUCUAAUAGUAAUAAUAUUACUGUUACUACUGCCAAUGCUACUACUACCAAUAUUACGACUACUACUACUACUACCACCACUGUUUCUAUCAAUCAUGAAAAUCCACAUAAUCAAUCUAAUUGUCAUCAUCAUCUUCAUUCUCAUCUUAUUCAAGAAAAAUAUAAAUCAAGUCCCUCUGAACAUUUUAUCAAUGAUGAAAACUGUGUACACCUGCCAAACUCAUCACCAUCUUUAUCUCUGGGAAAACAAUAUAACCCUCCAUGCAUAGAAAAAUGUUCACCUACAAGCACAAAUAUGCAUAAUUGUACUAAUAGUAUUAAUACCAAUAAUAACAAUCUUGAUAAAAACAAACAUGAACCAUCUGAUGACUUUGAGAAUUCACGUUCCAUCAAAACUCGUUCAGCGACACGUGCUGCCAAACAAACAGUUUAUGAGAACCACAACUAUCCUGAGUCAGAACUAAGUAAAUCAAUACAUCAAAAACAUAAUAAUAAUUCUCUAUCUGGUACUAUUUUAACUGAUAGUAUACAUUCUCCUACCAAUGAUGAUUACAGUACAUUUUGUUUUUCAUCUCGUAAACGUUCUUCCUAUUCAUCACCAAAUGAACAUAAUGAUCCAGACUGUUGGGACUGUCAACACAAAAAGCCUUAUUUACAUAUGCCUCAACAGGAUGAUAUCAAUAAUAAUAAUAAUAAUAAUAAUAAUAAUAAUAAUAAUAAUAAUAAUAAUAAUAAUAAUAAUAAUAAUGGUGAAAACGGUUAUAACUGUAAUUCCCAAUUAGAAUAUUCUCCGAAUACAAAUAAAAUAAAUAGAAUUUUCGCUUCUUUCAUUUCAAAUAAUUCACCGUUAUCUCUUACCGUACUUACUGAAACAAUGUCUAGUACGGUUCGUAAGUCGAAUAUCAAUAAAAUUUCUCAUUCAGUAGAUGAUUGUAAAGAAUCAAAAGGGAAUCUUCAAGAAAUACAGGAUUUAGAGAAUGGUAUACCGAAUGGAAUUUCCAUUAAACUACAAGAAAAUUAUUUUUAUGAUGUGAAGGAUUUACAUUCACUUGAUCACAGUUCAGAUCAGUUAACAAAAGUAACAUCUACAUCUACAAGUUGUACAGAACUAAAUUCUUGUAAAGUUAAUGAACCUACAUACUGUAGUCGAUCAACACUGUUGGGCAGGCAAAACAUUCCAUUAAAAGAACUUACUAAACCUUUAACUGUUGAAACAAAGUUAUGGUGUGAUGCUACUUCAGAAAAUCUAGAUACAGGUGACUCGGAAACACCUGUUACAAAUGACAUAUAUCCUACAAAUUCAUCGAUAACUUCAUCUAAUGAAAUUUGUGGUACCGUUUUAGAUUCACGUCCCCAAACACGAGCACUUACUAGAGCAUCUUUAAAGCUAAAUUCACUUAGUUCAGUACAAGCAUCAACUGAAGAGCGAAUUUCGAUCACAAAAAUAUCAUCAGAUAAUGUACAAUCAAAUAAAUCAGUACUGAUGAAUCAUGAAUCCAGUUUAUAUAAUUCAGAUGUAUCAAACAAGUAUCGUUCACCUACAGAAAUUUCCCCAAUGACUACAGACUUAGCUGAAUCCAACAUUUCAAUUUCAUCCAGUGAUAUCGCUGGUCCAAAUCGAGGAUCAAAGUAUCCAACAAGAUCAUCAACUCGAAUGGAUACUCUAGCUUCUCAUAAUUUAGCUCACCUUCGUUCAAAUCCUGUUACUCUUCACAGUAAUACGAGUCCUUCAAAAGUUAGUAGAAUCACUUCUUUUGAACAGACUUCUACGGUUCAUUCCACUUCUAAUGCUAAUACUAAUACUACAAAUAUUACUUCAACAUACUUAUCACCGUUUACGUAUGAUUACAUGAAAUUGAAGAAUUCACCAAGUUUAUAUCCUCCACCUUUAAGUGUGGAAGAACUGAAUAUCCUACUACAUAAAAUAGAUGAACAAAUAAAACUAUGUCUUAGUGCUUUGAUUGAAGAAGAAGAGAAACGUCGAUCUUAUCGUAUUGAUGAUGCUAGACGUAUACACAAUUAUGAACCGUUUAUACGAGCUUUUCUCACUGCCCUAGCUAGACAUGGAAUGUUAAAAGAUCAAGUAUUAUCUGCAAUGAAACUAAAACAUACCCCUGUUAUUAAUCACAAUCAUAUUUCAUCUAUACAAGUAUCAGACAGUUGUAAAAAGUCAAAUGUAAAAAGUAAUAAUAAUAAUAAUAAUAAUAAUAAUAAUAAUAAUAAUAACAGUAAUAAUAAAUAUGUAUCUAAUAAAAUGCAUACUGAACGCAUUUACUCAUUGACUAAUAAUUCUUCAAUUAAAAAGAGAACUUAUCUUUCAAGUUCAAUAAUAAAUAGAUUAACUCGAGUUAGUCAAUCUACAAACAAUAAUAUUCGUAUCUCUCAUCACUAUAACGCUUUGAAAUAUCGCAAGCUACGAAGGAGAAGAAGAAUGAGAGAUUCUAUUAGGAAUUCAAGAUCGAGUUGUACCGGAAAGGAUACAGGUGUAGUCGAAUUAAAAUCUCCAUUAGGUGAAUCAACUGAUUUAACAUCAUCUUAUAGACCACCUGUGACGGAUGAGUCAUUGUCAUCUAUGAAUUCCUCUGGCUCUUGUAAUUUACAAAGUGUUUUGACUAACUCUACAACUACACUUCAAGCACCGGUUGUAUCUACACAAAGUAAAAACUCACGUGCAAUACGAAUCAAUGUAAAUCAGCAACAUCGUGACGAAACUGGUGAAUCUACUUUACAAUGCCCAUUACUUAUUUCAAAUAGUUUAUGUACAGAUAGUUGUCAAAAGUCAUCUGUAACUAUUGAUGAGAAUAGCAUAGUUGAGGGUAGUUUGGCUUCUUCAGCUGUGUCAUCAGUCACACUAGCAUCCUGCUCAUCAUGUGGUUCAUCUCCUCAAUCAUCCAAUUCAUCCCGGUCAACUAAUCUUCGAUCCAAUUCUUCAGGUGUAAAAUUAAGACAAAUUAAAUCAGAUGAUCGAGUCAAUACUAGACGUUCUUUACGACCGCGUGUCUCUCGUGAACAUGCUUUCACACAAGAUGCAAAUAAUUCAGCUGACUCUUUUAGUGUCACAUCAGAGGAUCCGGAUACAAACAAUAGUGGAAUUAAUUUAAGAGAUAGAACUACGAAGUCAUCUUCACGUACACAUAAUACUGACUGUAAUAAUUGCACUGUCACAGAAUCAUCUACUUCAUCCAGUUCCCAACGAUUUCGGAAACGACGUCUUCAUCGAUAGAAUUUAUGCAGUCAUUUAUAUUGAUCACUUCAUCGUAAUUGUCUUUCUAUUUAGUCUUGGAUACUUUGUCACAAAUGC
Messenger RNA from Schistosoma bovis, 4596 nucleotides. Lineage: Eukaryota; Metazoa; Platyhelminthes; Trematoda; Strigeidida; Schistosomatidae. The record is from the annotation of a GenBank genome assembly.